AAGUUCCAUGACCCUUAUCAGGACGUUCAUACAUCCAUGACACGACUGAGAGGAGGAAGGAAGCAGCUCACUAGCAACAGAGGACGCGUGGUGUUUGACCGGCAAUAAGGUUUUUUUUUCUUUUGAAACAACCACAACAAUGGAUCGAGUGAGGUCUGCCUUCAACAGCAUGAUGAAAAGUGAGCGGUACAGCAGGUUCACUCUGCAGCCGGCAGAGGAUGGAGAAAGACACGUUGAGGUCAAACUGUCGGAUGGCGCCACAGAGGCCGAGGACCAGGCCGGGGGAUCUCCCAGCUUCAGGCCAGCACCUCCUCGUCAGAAACGGAGUACUGUUUGCUACCUGGCCCUGGGGAUUCUGCUGAUAUUUGUCACCGGCUACGUGCUUGGUUACCUCUGUCACCGUGAAACUCAGGUGGAGUCGGUGAACUGUGGCACCGAGCCGGAAGGAACGACUGCUACGCCACCUGUUGUUACGCCACCUGUUGUUACGCCACCUGUUGUUACGCCACCUGUUGUUGUACCAGCUCCAGACGUUCCGCUGAACCAACUCCUCACACAGAAACUCACCAGCCAUGCGUUUGACCAAACUUUGAGGGACUUUGUCAUGCCCAGUUGUUCAGCAGGAAGUGAGGAAGACCGCAGUCUGGCAAACCGCAUCUUUGACCAAUUCAAGAAAGCGGAGAUGGAGCCCUGGACUGACAUCCACUACGUUCAGCUGCAGACACCAGACAGCAAGCGUCCAAACCGUGUCCUUUUUGGUGUAGAUGUCUAUGAGCCUAAAGGGUAUCUGGCUUACAGUGCUCCUAGGAAAGUUGAGGGCAAGCUGGUGUAUGGCAACUACGGCCGUCAGGAGGAUCUGGAUGUUCUGCAGAAGAAGAACAUUGAACUGAAAGGCAAUGUGUUGCUGCUCCGAGCUGGAAAGAUAAGCUUUGCAGAGCAGGUUGAUAAUGCUGCUACAAAGGGGGCCUCUGCUGUUCUAAUCUACCCUGACGCUCAAGAUUACACAUAUGUGGCGGACACGGCACUCUACGGACAUGUCCAUUUGGGUUCAGGCGACCCCUACACCCCUGGAUUCCCCUCCUUCAACCACACCCAGUUUCCUCCAACGCAGUCGUCCGGCCUCCCUAAAAUCCCAGCCCAGACUAUCACCGCCAACAUGGCUUCAGCUCUCCUACAGAAAAUUGGCGGCCCUGAACCAGAUGCGAGCAGCGGUUUUAAAGGCGGCCUCCCGUCAGUGGCUUACAGCCUGGGAGGCAGCGAGAACAUCACUGUCGAGGUGAACAACGUGCUGGUCAACAGAGAGAUCCACAAUGUGUUUGGAGUCAUAAAAGGAUUCACUGAUCCUGAUCGCUACGUUGUACUGGGAGCUCAGAGAGACGCCUGGGGUAAAGGUUUUGCCAAAGCCACUGUUGGCACCUCAAUACUGAUAGAGCUGGCCAAGGCUGUUCACGAGAUGGUGGAGAACGAUGGGUUCAGACCCAGGAGAAGCCUGGUGUUUGCAAGCUGGAGCGCCGGAGAGUACGGAAGUGUUGGCGCCACCGAGUGGUUGGAGGGUUAUAUGUCCUCUAUUGACAAACGUGUUUUCACCUACAUAAGCCUAGAUGGAGUGGUCAUGGGUCGUGGAAGCUUUAUGGCCUCAGCAAGUCCGCUGCUCCACAGCCUCCUCGAGACCACGAUGAGAGAGGUGAAGAGCCCUUUUGGCUCUGGCACUGUGUACGAUAUGGUGGGAACAAGUAACUGGGAGGCCAAAACACUGAGGCCAAUGUCAAUGGACGACCCCGCCUAUCCAUUCCUGGCCUUCUCUGGAAUUCCCUCCAUCUCUUUCCACUUCAUCUCUCCCAAUACUGAGGCCUACAGUUACUAUGGCACCAACCUGGACGACGUGGAUCGCCUCAAUUACGCAACCGGCCAUCUCACCAGUGAAACGGUGGCAGCGGCGGCACAGUUCGCCGGCCAGAUGGCUCUGCGACUGGUCCACGACCACCUGCUCAGCCUGGAUGUUGGCCGAUACAGCAGCGUCAUCACCAAGGCUGUGGUCCGAGUCUACAAACGCAUCAGCCAGCUCUCACAGUCUGGCCAGCUGAAGGGGGUGAAUUCCAACUGGCUGAAUCGUGCACGCGGCUCCUUCCAACGAGCUGUGAUGAGCAUCAAGACUGACAUCCAAAACACUGACUUAAGUGACAAGGAGGCCUGUCGGAUCCUCAACGACAGGAUCAUGAGUGUUGAGCACAGCCUUCUCUCUCCAUACGUGUCCCCCAUUGAGACUCCCUUCCGUCACCUCCUGCUGGGUCGGGGCUCCCACACUUUGGCAUCCAUCGCCGAGACCACCGACAUGGAGCAGCUCCACAUCCAGCUGGCCCUGGCCACCUGGAACCUGCAGGGAUGCGCCAACGCCAUGGAGGGCAACCUCUGGGACAUUGAUGAGGAAAUCUAAAGGAAGACGGGGGAGUUGUGAGCGUGGCUAUCGUGUGUGUUGUUUAAAAUGAAGUUUGAGGUAGGGCAGAGGGAGAAGCUCCAAUAUCGGCACUUAAGCACAAGCUGUCAAUCACAGGUCUAAGCCCCACCCUUUACAAAACAGGCUUGUACUUCCACAAAGAUCCAGGAGGAAAGAGAGAUGAACGUAUUCUUAACUGUGAACCAACAUCAAAUACUUGAAGAAAUAUUAAUGCUACUGACAAAUCUGCCUCCUCUCCUCCUGGCUCCACAUGGAACCAUUCAAAGCCUUUGCUGUGUCCUCUCGCCAUCGAAACACUGAGAAACCUUAUUUAUACUUUUUUAUUUUUUUUAUCAGUGGCAGUGCCCACUAUAAAGUUAUUGUUUGUCUUUUUAUACGACGUUAUCGGAAGCAGUGCCUUCCAUAAUUAUGACGGUUAUACUGUCUAAUCCUCCGGCAGCAUCUGCUACAGAAAUGACUCCUCAACUGUUGCUGACAAAAUGGAGCCCGUGUGAAAGUUCGAUUUUCAUUUUUUUAUGGCCUUCAUUUCUUCCAUUUAGUUUGAAGCCAUUUUCUAAAGGAACAUCAUCAAAGCAUGAGAAAGUGGCGUACAUUAGCGGUGCUUCACUCUGUCAUCAAAACGGUUAUUAAUUAAAAUGCAUUAAAAGGGAGAAAUGAAGGGCAGAAAAAAGUUGUUCCAGUCUGUCAUAAACAAGUCUAGGAGCAGAGAAAAAACUGAAACUCUGUGGAUAUUGGGAAAUUCUUAUUUCUAUAGCAACAAGCCCAGAAAUGAGUUAAGACUGGAUUUAUUCCGUGCUUAUAAAAUGCUAAAAAAUAAAUAAGUAAUGCACAAAAAAUGAUCAAAUCACCCUUUUUAGCGCAACAGCUAAGCUGAUUGGUUCCGUAAUUUGCAAGAAAGCCAUUUAUGUUGCACAGUCGACUUUUGGAGCAGUUUAUAAUAUGAUAAAGUUAUCGGGAGCAGUGUUUUCCAUAACUAAAACCCAUUAUCGGAAGCAGUGUCUUCCAUAAUGACAAGCAGUGAUGGUAGUUUUUGCCUACCAGUGUGUGUGAUUUUUGUGUGUGUGUGUGUGUGUAUUUAUCGGGAGCAGUGUCUCUCAUAUUUCACUGAAGGGUGGAACGACUUAUCGGGGACAGUGUUUCCCAGAGUUUUAUACUUAUAUAUUUUUUUUGUAUUAUGCGUGUGUGCACUUCUCCAUUUUUGCUCACAUUUCUGUACCAUGCUAUGAUUUUUCUUUUUUUUUUCUUUUUUUUUAGAUUUCCGAUUUUGCAUUUAAUCAAGCAACUCCAUACACAAACGCACACAGAAGAAUAUUAAAAUGAACUCUUUUCAGUAUAGUUAGAAACACACCUCUGUAGGGCUUGUUACCUCCAAUCCUCUCUUUGUUUUCUCUGUGUUAGUGACUUUAAAGACACAAUAGAUGUUGCACCUACAUAUAAAUUAAAUUCACAAGCUAUAACUCUCUUUGCAUGCGUUUCGAUGACGUAUUUCCUCUUCAAUGCAUGGUACUGUAUUGCUUUUGAUAAGGUGUAGCUCAACAGACUUGGACCAUAUUACGAACUUUUCAAAUCAGUUUAGGUUUAGAUACUAAACAAUAUUUUUGUUUAAUCAUUAUCUUCUUCUACAAGUUAAAUCACUGGUUUUCCUAGAAUAUUGGCAGGCCUUAGCAUUAGGAGGAACAUAAAACAGCAGUAAUAAUAUGGGGCUAUAGAUAAAUAUUCAACAAAGGUAACUAAUUACAACUUAUUGAACCUGUAUACAAUUGUAAGUACAGAAAGGUAAACUUGUUUAAAGAACAUUAUUAGUCAAUUAGCCCUAUUUAACCAGUGUAACUACAUUUAAAAUCCACUUUGUUUUAACAUACACUCAAGAGCAAACAGAACGUUACUGUAACUAUCAUAAUUUAGGUUAUUACAUGUUUGAAUACAUUUGUUUGUUUUCUGGUGUCACUUCUGUUGAGCUUGAUAUUGUUCUAGCCUGUUUUGACUUUCCUAUAUCUGUUAACAAGAGUUUAAAAUAAGGUUACUUUAUCCCGAGGGGGGGCAAGUUGGGUGGUUGGGAAAUGGCUUUUCCGCUCACUGUGUGUACUGCAGUGCUUCAAAACCUGUUCUUGAAAUCAUGUUUUUGUGAUCUCCAUGUUUAGCAGAAAAGUGUAAUAAACCCUUUUGGCUUUGCAUCCAGUAAA
Sander lucioperca (pikeperch) is the source of this 4638-nucleotide messenger RNA. It is a transcript of the gene tfr1b, whose product is annotated as transferrin receptor 1b. NCBI's taxonomy places the organism in Eukaryota, Metazoa, Chordata, Actinopteri, Perciformes, Percidae. The transcript is spliced from 19 exons. Gene Ontology annotation, cellular component: external side of plasma membrane. Gene Ontology annotation, biological process: iron ion transport; intracellular iron ion homeostasis. The coding region runs from base 140 to 2434 and encodes 764 amino acids. The record is from RefSeq and is a predicted model, not a curated record.